Molecule: messenger RNA, 9018 nt
Organism: Coregonus sp. 'balchen'
Lineage: Eukaryota; Metazoa; Chordata; Actinopteri; Salmoniformes; Salmonidae
Source: the annotation of a GenBank genome assembly
AUGUCUGUCAUUGCUUCCCCUUUAGAGGCCAGAGAACCUGACCACUGGUGCUGGUCACCCAAUAGGGGACAAGCUGAAUAUAAUAACAGCGGGUCCCCGGGGGCCCCUCCUAGUGCAGGACACCCCGUUCAUAGACGAGAUGGCCCACUUCGACCGCGAGCGCAUCCCAGAGAGGGUGGUGCACGCCAAGGGAGGCGGUGGGUGUCCAGCACUACCAAUGAAUUUAACAGACAGACACUGUCCCCUGUAGCUCAGUUGGUAGAGCAUGGCGCUUGCAACGCCAGGGUUGUGGGUUCGUUUCCCACGGGGGGCCAGUAUGAAAAUGUAUGCACUCACUAACUGUAAGUCGCUCUGGAUAAGAGCAUCUGCUAAAUGACAAAAAAUGUAAAACAAUUUAAUAUACAGUGAGCUCCAAGUAUUGGGACAGUGACAUUUUGUUUUGUACUCCCACACUUUGGAUUUGAAAGGAUGCAAUGACUAUGAGGUUAAAGUGCAGACUGUCAGCUUUAAUUUGAGGGUAUUUCUGUCCAUACCGGGUGAACCGUUUAGAAAUGACAGCACUUUUUGUAAAUGGUUCCCCCAUUUUAGGCGACCAAAAGUAUUGGGACAAAUUCACUUAUACGUAUAUGUAUUAAAGUAGUCAAAAGUUUAGUAUUUGGUCCCAUAUUCCUAGCACGCAGUGAUUACAUCAAGCUAGUGACUACAAAGUUGUUGGGAUGCAUUUUCUAUUUGUUUUGGUUGUGUUUCAUAUAAUCUUGUGCCCACUAUAAAUAAAUGGUAAAUAAUGUAUUGUGCCAUUUUGGAGACACUUUUACUGUAAAUAAGAAUAGAAUAUGUUUCUAUACACGUCUACAUAAUCCUGACUGAAUCGUGAAUAAUGAUGAGUGAGAAAGUUACAGAGAAUAUCAUACCCCCAAGACAUGCUAACUUCUCACCAUUACAAUAACAGGGGAGGUUAGCAUUUUGGAGGGGAUGAUAUUUAUGCCUCUGUAACUUUCUCACUCAUCAUUAUUCAUGAUUAUCGGUAAUCAUGGUAGCGUCCACAUUAAUGUAGAAGUGUUUAGAAACAUAUUUUAUUCUUAUUUACAAUAAAAGUGACUACAAAAUGACACAAUACAUUAUUUACCAUUAAUUUCUAUUGGGCACAAAAUAAUCUGAAACAAACAGCAAAUGCAUCCAACAAGUUUGUAGAGUCACAAGCUUGAUGUAAUCAUUGCGUGCUAGGAAUAUGGGACUAAAUACUUAACUUUUGACUAUUUUAGUACACGUAUAAGUGAAUUUGUCCCAAUACUUUUGGUCCCCUAAAAUGGGGGGGACUAUGUACAAAAAGUGCUGUCAUUGCUAAACGGUUCACCCGAUAUGGAUGAAAAUACACUCAAAUUAAAGCUGACAAAUCCAACGUGCUGGCGUACAGAGCCAAAACAACAACAACAUUAUCACUGUCCCAAUACUUUUGGAGCUCACUGUAUUUGUCAGAAACUGUUUUAAGACAGGCUGAAAUGACAGAGCUGGACAGUCAGUUAGACGCCACUAGAUUUGUUCUUAAGAGUGGACCCUCACAAAGUAAUGGUAUAGGGGAAACACUUCCCCAGACAGGUCUAUCACAUUUGAAGUAAACAUACUAGAAAGUGUUGGCCUACUUCUGUAAACUACCAACUGUAAACUGCUCUCUAGUCUACUCGGGGCAGAAUAUUAUAGGACCAUGCUUGAUCAUGUGACGGUGUGUGUUGUUGGCCCACCCUACAGAAGUGUAAAGUGCACCAUGUGUAUGACUUUAUAAUUAGCUGUUUACUCACUAACUAGCCUAAACUAGCUAGAUGUAUACACAGUAACUGACAAUGUUCUGCCUCUUGAUCCACAGGAGCUUUUGGGUACUUUGAGGUGACACAUGACAUCUCUCGCUACUGCAAGGCCAAGGUGUUUGAGCAUGUUGGCAAGACCACACCUAUCGCCAUUCGCUUCUCCACCGUGGGUAAGACAUUAGCCUACAUUACUUUUUAUUUUUGCAUAUUUUCCUGGUAUUUACUCAGAACAUACAUGGUAAAAUAGUAUUUUGAGGCUGCUCACUAUGGCUUUUCUAUAAAACUGCUACAAACACAUUUACACAGUUGCUUUUGUUUCCCUAAGGACAUGCAUAAAGAAACACUAUCAGAUUUGCUAGCUCCCAAUUCUACUACUGCUACUGUAGAGGAGAUGACUAAGAGCAUGCUUGUCUGCAAAUGCAAUGUUUGCCGAUACCAGAAGAAUCCUGGAAAGAGUCAGGUAGCCUAGCGGUUAAGAGCAUUGGGCCAGUAACCAAAAGGGUGCUGGUUCGAAUACCGAGCCGACUAGGUGAAAAAUCUCCCGACGUGCCCUUGAGCAAGGCACUAAUUACUCCUGUAAAUAUAAAAUGUAAUAUAUAUAUAUACACAUACAUACACUAGAUGACUGACGGGGGCGCUGUCUGAAGCCAACGCGUCUCCAUCUUGGCGUUUCCCCACCAUUGUAAAAAAAAAAUAUAUAUUUUGGAAGCUAUAGAAAUGCAUUUAUUAAUGUCUAAAAAAAAAAUUGUGACGUUUAGUCUAUAUAACAUGAAGACAUUUUUUUUGGUGUAAUAUAUAUAUAUAUAUAUAUAUAAGAAAUUUACCUUUUGAUGUUAUGGGGCUAUUUUGCUUCCACUGGUCCUGGGGCUCUUGUUAAGGUCAACGAUAUCAUGAACUUUACCCAGUACAAGGAUGUUUUUGCCAAAAACCUGGUUGCCUCUGCCAGGAGGCAGAAACUUGGCCGAAAGUGGAUCUUCCAGCAAGGCAAUAACCCCAAGCACACAUCAAAAUCUACAAAGAAAAGGUUAAUUGGCCACAAAAUCAACAUUUUGCAAUGGCCAUCUAAGUCCGGAAUAGAAACCCAUUGAAAACCUGUGGUUUGAAUUGAAGAGGGCAGUCUAUAAGCGCAGACGAAGGAUAUCAAGGAUCUGGAAGGAUUCUGUAUGGAGGAAUGGUCUAAGAUCCUUCCCAAUGUGUUCUCCAACUUAUAAAACAUUUUAGAAAAAGGCUCAGUGCUGUUAUCCUCGCAAUUGUAUUUGUAUAAAAUAAUACAAUUUUCCAAUUUUUGGGGAUCAUACAAUAUAGCUCAGUAUUUUAAUUAAUGUAUACAGCCAUUUUCGCUCAUCUUUAUCAAGGGUGUCGAUAAUUUCGGACCCCACUGUACAUCAUCAAUACAGCAUUGAAUAAAUACCAGAAAUACCAGAAAAUACACAAUGUCAUAUUUUUUUCUUUUUUCUAAUGUCUUGUGUUUAAACUGUGAGUUUCUUAUCAUCCUAUUUUGUCUCGAACUCAUGUAGCUGGGGAAUCAGGCUCAGCAGACACAGUGCGAGACCCACGUGGCUUUGCAGUCAAGUUCUACACUGACGAGGGCAACUGGGACCUUACUGGCAACAACACCCCCAUAUUCUUUAUCAGGGAUGCCAUGCUGGUGAGUUCAGACACGUUUGAGUCAAGAUUGCGCCUGGGUGUGCCUUGCCAAGAUUCAGUCUUUGUCACAUGACAUGGAAUACAAGGAGUGGAAUGUUAGCUAAACAGACUGGCAACCAGGUUAAUACAUUAGUUCAUCUCUCCGUAUGAUAUUAAAUACCAUUACACAUGAUUUCCCUUUGUUUGUGCAGUUCCCAUCCUUCAUCCACUCUCAGAAGCGCAACCCCCAGACUCACCUGAAGGACCCAGACAUGGUGUGGGACUUCUGGAGCCUGCGGCCUGAGUGUAUGCAUCAGGUGCUGUAUCUGCUCCUCUCUACCCGCCACCAAACCUUUACACGUGCACGCACAAAAGAUAGAAUCGAUUUCACCCCACACUAAAGCCAAAUUCUAGUAAGAACAUGUCAUUAACAGCUUCCAAGCUAUGCCACUAUAUCUAGAAAUGGUGGUUGCUUCAUUAGUUUAAAUAGAUUAUUAUAUCAUUCUUCUACAUACAUGUUUUUAUAUCUUAUAAAAGCUAAAUUGCUUAUGACUGAAGAUGUGCCUUUGUUCAUAAUUUUGUCUUAAUCUCUGUGAAGGUGUCGUUCCUGUUCAGUGACCGUGGUCUGCCCGACGGCUUCCGCCACAUGAACGGCUACGGAUCCCACACCUUCAAGCUGGUCAACGCCGAGGGUCAGCCAGUCUACUGCAAGUUCCACUACAAGGUCAGAGCACAAACUAAAAAUGAUGUUAUGAACAGGAUAGUACAGGACUAGUGAAAUGUGCUACACUUACAUGGAUAUAGGAGUCGACAAUACUUCAUUAACUGAAGGAUGCAAGAGAGUAAUGGUGGGUAAAGAAGGACAUGUAGUUAGAAAAAUUGGGAUGGGUCCAUAGUAACCCAUAGCAUCCUUCCUCUGCUCUCCUCUCAGACCAACCAGGGUAUCAAGAACAUGAAACCUGAGGACGCCGAGCGCCUGGCCUCCACCGACCCGGACUACGCCAUCCGAGACCUUUACACCUCCAUCGCCAACGGCAAUUUCCCCUCCUGGUCAUUCUACAUCCAGGUCAUGACCUUUGACCAGGCUGAGAAGUUCCAGUGGAACCCCUUUGACCUGACCAAGGUACCAUAGAGAGACAAUUUUAAUGCUCAUAAUCUUCUAUUCAAUUAUGUGGGGACGCUAACCUCUUAUAACAUUUUAUCUGUACUUUACAUUGGUUUUUAAAAAAUGUGACAGAAAUACCAGAACUGUCUUAGUAUUCUACUUUGUUAGCCAUUUAAACAAGAUGUCCCAACAAUAUUCUGAGUAUCUAGACAUUUGCACUACUCUGACUUUUCCACCAGAGAGGGGACUUACUCCACAUAACCACUGAAAGAUCUGAAAGUGGUCUGAGAUCUGUUAUGGUAUCAUAGCAUUUGUGAAUGGUAGUAUAAUUGGCAACUGACUCAAUAGCUCCAAUUUAGUCAGGAUAAUUAUUAGGUGAAAAUAGUACAGUAUAGGGGGUCAUGCAUGCUUACAUUUUCUAUUUAAAAAAAUAUUUGUCCUCCAAGAAUGGCUAGAAAUCUCUUGCACAUCCGUGCACCUUGGUUGGCCUGAGAGGUAGCAACUCUUUUUCCUUAGGUGUGGUCUCACAAGGAGUACCCUCUCAUUCCCGUGGGGAGGUUGGUGCUCAACAGAAACCCUGCCAACUACUUUGCUGAGAUCGAGCAGCUGGCCUUUGACCCCAGCAACAUGCCCCCUGGUAUCGAGCCCAGCCCCGACAAGAUGCUGCAGGGGCGUCUGUUCUCCUACCCAGACACACACCGCCACCGGCUGGGAACCAACUACCUGCAGCUGCCCGUCAACUGCCCCUUCAAAACCCGUGUGUCCAACUACCAGCGAGACGGGCCCAUGUGCAUGUUCGACAACCAGGCUGGCGCUCCCAACUACUUCCCCAACAGCUUCAGUGCUCCAGAGACCCAGCGGCAGAACGUGGAGACCAGGUUUAAGGUGUCCCCAGACGUGGGCCGCUACAACAGCGCUGACGACGAUAAUGUCACACAGGUAAUGUAUCUAUGUAGAGCGCAGUGUGCACAUACAGGUAACUGCCAAAAUAAAGGAAACACUUGAGUAAAUGACAGUUCUGGGGGCUCUGUUAUGGGGUGGAGUGCAUUUUUCUGGAAUGGUUUAGGUCCACUCAACCCCUUAGAGGGCAAGGUAAACGGCAGUAAACACACAGCCAUACUGAGUGAUCACCUUCAACCUAUGGUGAAUCAUUUCUAUCCUGAUGGGAGUGGUCUCUUCCAGGAUGGCAAUGCCCCCAUUCACAGGGCAAGAGUGGUCACUGAAUGGUUUGAUGAACAUGAAAACAAUGUAAACAAUAUGCCAUUGCCGUCUCAGUCACCAGAUCUCAACCCAAUUUAACACUUAUGGAAGAUUCUGGAACGGCGCCUGAGACAGCGUUUUCCAUCAACAAAACACCAAAUUAUGGAAUUUAUUGUGGAAGAAAGGUGUCGUAUCUCUCCAAUAGAGAAUCUAUGCCAAGGCACAUUGAAGCUUUACUGAUGGAUCGUGGGGGCCCAAGGCCCUAUUAAGACAUAAGACACUUUAUGUUGGGUGUUUCCUUUAUUUUGGCAGUUACUUGUAUGUAGGGUAUAUUGGUCAAGUUAUUGCUUAACAUUAUGAAUUAAUCUCUAAGGACAAAUUAAUGGGGGGCACCAGUCUGUUAUUGGACAAACAUGGUAUUUUAAGAAGACCUGACUUAUCUUAACAAUAACACAUAAGACAGAAAUUAGAAUAAUAGUAAUAUUUUAUUUAUCUAAAGGUAUAUCUGAUGAGCCUAAUAUCAGAUUCAUGAAUUCAUACGGUUUUCAAGAGCUUGUUUUGUAUUAGAGAAACCCAUAACAGGUAAAAUACAGAAGUUGAAUAAUAAAAAUAGUAAAAAUCUAUGAAUUGAUCAAUGGUUACAGCAGUAAUGAUAAUAGUGGUAUCAAAUCGAUACAGGAGAAUGAUGAAUUAAGUCAUUUGUUUAUCAGCAAACUACUAGAGAAUGAUAUUCUCAAUUUGGAUAGAACAAUGUUUAAACAUUCAAGACUAUACUUAAAGGGUAGGUAGCAUAAACAUAACCACAUGUAACAUAUGGAUUUGCAUUAGUAUAUGCAUCAAUUGUCCCAAUGCAAAGUUACACCUCACUUUUCUAUUUCUGAAGUUAUUACAUUAAACUGAUCAGAAUGCCAAAGUCAUGCCGGGGGGAAAAAGUGUGCCGUGUAACAUAAUAUGGAGGACUUGCAAGCCAGGCUAUUCCCUAUAAUGUAAACUCCAACAGAAAUAACUUAAAAUGUAUAACUCCAAAUUAAACCAAAUAAUUUACACUCAUGACAAAUGGCCCUACUAGCCUGCUAAUGUUACAGGACUGCAUGAGUCAGCCGGUUGCUAUCAACAACUAGCUUACAGUUACAUUUAGGGCUGUCCCCGACCAAAGAAAAUAGUAGUCUGUUCUUUCGACCAAUCGAUUGGUCGAAAUUUUAAAACAUGUGUUUUUCCAUAUAGACACACCCUAUGUGUUUGAAUAAAGUCAACUAUAUGCAUUGAGCUUGUCUGAUGCUUUAAACUCACAGUUUGAUGAAAUAAGACACAAAUGAUUCAAGAGGGACCCAGAGAUCAAGGUAAACAGAAGAAGAAAAAAAGCCAUAUCUCAGACUGCCCAUCUUAAUAUUUUCCUUUUUAUUGGCCAGUCUGAGAUAUGGCUUUUUCUUUGCAACUCUGCCUAGAAGGUCAGCGUCCCGGAGUCACCUCUUCACUGUUGACGUUGAUACUGGUGUUUUGCGGGUACUAUUUAAUGCACCCGCAAAACAGUUGAGGACCUGUGAGUUGUCUGUUUCUCAAACUAGACACUAAUGUAUUUGUCCUCUUGCUCAGUUGUGCACCGGGGCCUACCACUCCUCUUUCUAUUCUGGUUAGAGCCAGUUUGCGCUGUUCUGUGAAGGGAGUAGUACACAGCAUUGUACGAGAUCUUCAGUUUCUUGACAAUUUCUCGCAUGGAAUAGCCUUCAUUUCUCAGAACAAGAAUAGACUGACGAGUUUCAGAAGAUAGUUAUUUGUUUCUGUCCAUUUUGAGCCCGUAAUCAAACCCACAAUUGCUGAUGCUCCAGAUACUGAAGUAGUCUAAAGAAAGCCAGUUUUAUUGCUUCCUUAAUCAGCACAACAGUUUUCAGCUGUGCUAACAUAAUUGCAAAAGGGUUUUCCAAUGAUCAGCUGUUUCCAGCUACAAUAGCCAUUUACAACAUUAACAAUGUCUACACUGUAUUUCUGAUCAAUUUGAUGUUAUUUUAAUGGACAAUUUUUAUUUUAUUUUUCAAAAACAAGGACAUUUCUAAGUGACCCCAAACUUUUGAACGUUAGUGUAUGUAUGUACAGUACCAGUCAAAAGUUUGGACACACCUACUCAUUCCAGGGUUUUUCUUUAUUUGUACUAUUUUCUACAUUGUAGAAUAAUAGUGAAGACAUCAAAACUAUGAAAAAACACAUGUAAUCAUGUAGUAACCAAAAAAGUGUUAAACAAAUAAAAAAUAUAGUUUAUAUUUGAGGUUCUUCAAAGUAGCCACCCUUUGCCUUGAUGACAGCUUUGCUACUUUGAAGUUGGAUCAGGUUAAGGUUUUUCUUCUUCUGGUUAUCUAGAUCUCUGGCGCCCUCUUGAGGCAUCAAAAUGUACGCUUAAAGUAUCAGACAAGCUCAAUGCAUAUAGUUCAUUUUAUUAAAGCACAGCACUCGAUUGGUCGAAAGAACAGACGACAUUCGGUCGACCAAUAUGUUUUUGGGUCAGGGACAGCCCUAGAUCAGCCAGAUGCAAGCCGGUGAUCCGCAGUAGUUUGCUCGGCUUCAAGGGAGAAGGACAAUUUAUAAGAGGAACAUACAACAUACUUUUCACUAACCCCAACCUUUUACGAGGCUCAUGUUUUAUGUGCUGUCAGGAAAUGUGUUUUAGAUUACAUCUUGAUCCAUUGUUGAAUGCAUAGGCCUUCUUUCUUAGAAAAAGGCUUGCCACAUAAAAGUUAGUCGAUCUGGACUUUAUUACCCCGUCAUAUACUGGAGCAAAGAGCAUUCCAGCUCUGGCUCUUCCAGGAUGUGUAGAUUGGGGCCAUAUCCUGGCCCUGUUGGUCAAGCCUGGCACUUCAAAAGGGUUCAAUCAGGGUUCCUGGUCGCAAGAGGUUGAAAGGCCCCUGUCCAGUAAAGAGGGUUGCGCUGCUGUGACGUGAGGGUGAAUUCCUACACAUAGAGAUCUGUGUGCACUGCCAGGCACAAUGAUGAUACGCUCUAUAUAGAACUCUAAAUCUCAUUUUUUAAGCAAUACUACUUUUUUCUGUGUUCAAAUGAUUAUAAAGGUUUUGUGAGUAACUAUAAAUAAAUAAAAUCCCUACUAACUAUAAUGCUUAUCAUGCUUACAAAUGUUUAUAAAUGAUUACAAAGAAUGAAAUAUUGUUUAUUAAUUGUUUAUUAAUGCUUAUUCAUGUGUUGGUUUGUGUGUGUGUGACCAGUUGCUUGACCUUGUGUGUAUUGCAGGUGCGUACCUUCUUCACUGAGGUGCUGAAUGAGGAGGAGCGCCAGAGGCUC